AUGGCCGACCUAUUGGAUUCGUUGGACAAGCUCCCCAAGAUCCGCCAAUUCGAUGCUUUCCCCAAAACGCAGUCGAUCUACACCCAACGCUCUUCCAAAGGCGGCCUGCUCACCAUCAUUUCCGCCGUGACAUUGCUCGCGCUGCUAUGGACCGAGCUCUCUUCUUACCUGUAUGGCGAACGCCGCUACUCGUUCGCGGUGGACAACCAGCUGCAGUCUUCGAUGCAGAUCAACAUGGACAUGACCGUGGCCAUGAAGUGUCACUAUCUCACCGUCGAUGUGCGCGAUGCCGUGGGGGAUCGGCUGCACGUCUCGGACUUGGAAUUCACCAAGGAUGGGACGACGUUCGAGAUUGGGCACGCGGAUCGGUUGGAUGCGAUGCCGAGGGAGGAGCUGUCGGUGCAAAAGACGAUCAACCAAGCGAGGAAGAAGCCGCUGUACCGCAAGAAGCCCAAAAACAAGAAGUUCAGUCGACAAGUAGCGUUCCAGAAGACGGCGCACGUCGUGCCGGAUGGCCCGGCGUGCAGGAUCUACGGGAGCAUGGAAGUGAAGCGCGUGACGGGCAACUUGCACAUCACGACGCUGGGACACGGAUACCUCAGUAUGGAACAUACAGAUCACAAGCUCAUGAAUUUGUCGCAUGUGAUCCACGAGUUCAGCUUCGGACCCUACUUCCCAGAAAUCUCGCAACCGCUCGAUUCGUCGGUCGAGACGACGGACAAGCACUUCACCGUCUUUCAGUACUUUGUGUCUGCUGUGCCGACGCUGUUUGUCGAUGCGCGCGGACGGAAGCUGCACACACACCAGUACUCGGUGACCGACUACACGCGCCAGAUCGAACACGGCAAAGGUGUUCCCGGCAUUUUCAUCAAGUACGAUAUCGAGCCUCUCCAAAUGACCAUCCACGAACGCUCCACGACGCUGAUCCAGUUCCUCGUGCGCCUCGCGGGCGUACUCGGCGGAGUCUGGGUCUGCGUGGGGUACGCCUUCCGCAUCACCAACCGCCUCACCACUUUUGCCGGCUCAGUGGCGACCGACGGAGACAGCCCCGAAUCCUACGCCGCCAGCUACGGCUACUCGAGACCGAACUUGGAGAAGUCCAACAGCUGGAUCAAGCCGAACGAUGCGGUGGACAAGCUCAAGGAUAAAUGGGCUGGGUUUGGCGGUGGCAUGGGCAGAAGCGGCCAUCGGAAAAUCGACAGCGUUCAGCAGAGGAUUCUUUCGGAGGAGGGGAGAGCGUACUAG
Sporisorium graminicola is the source of this 1245-nucleotide messenger RNA. RefSeq lists its product as uncharacterized. Gene Ontology annotation, cellular component: Golgi membrane; endoplasmic reticulum; COPII-coated ER to Golgi transport vesicle. The coding region runs from base 1 to 1245 and encodes 414 amino acids. Lineage: Eukaryota; Fungi; Basidiomycota; Ustilaginomycetes; Ustilaginales; Ustilaginaceae. Gene Ontology annotation, biological process: retrograde vesicle-mediated transport, Golgi to endoplasmic reticulum; endoplasmic reticulum to Golgi vesicle-mediated transport. The transcript has a single exon. The record is from RefSeq and is a predicted model, not a curated record.